Molecule: messenger RNA, 1476 nt
Organism: Candidula unifasciata
Lineage: Eukaryota; Metazoa; Mollusca; Gastropoda; Stylommatophora; Geomitridae
Source: the annotation of a GenBank genome assembly
GAAAUUCUGGACCGCACUGGCUACUCUCUGGAUGUCACAACAGGACAGAGAAAGUAUGGCGGUCCUCCCCCUGGAGGUGACCCAACACCACCUGGCACAGGCCAUGAGAUAUUCGUUGGGAAAAUCCCCAAGGAUGUGUUUGAGGAUGAGUUGAUCCCACUGUUUGAGAAGUGCGGCAAGAUCUGGGACCUGAGGCUGAUGAUGGAUCCCAUGACUGGGCUCAACCGUGGUUAUGGCUUUGUCACUUUCUGUGAGAAGGAAGCAGCAGCAGAAGCUGUCAAUAAGUUGCACAAUUAUGAAAUUAGACCAGGGAAACAGCUGAAGGUCAACAUUUCCAUUGCAAAUGUAAGACUCUUUGUUGGCAACAUUCCCAAGAACAAGUCUAAAGAAGAGAUUAAAGAAGAAUUUGGAAAAAGAACAGAUGGCUUGGUGGAUGUCAUCGUGUAUGGCUCAGCUGAUAACCCCAAGCAGAAGAACCGAGGGUUUGCCUUCCUAGAAUAUGAGACGCACAAACAGGCCUCAAAUGCCAAGCGAAAGUUGCAAGCUGGACAUCCCAAAUUCUGGCAGUGUGAUGUCAUUGUGGACUGGGCCGACCCUAUGGAAGAGCCUGAUGAUGAAACCAUGUCAAAGGUGAAAGUGCUGUAUGUGCGCAAUCUGACAUCGGAUGUUACUGAGGAUAUGCUGAAAGAGAAGUUUGGGGAGUUUGGCAAAGUUGAGAGAGUCAAGAAGAUCAAAGAUUAUGGCUUCAUCCACUUUGAAGAACGAGACGAUGCUUUGAAAGCCAUGAAGGCCCUCAACGGGCAGAAGAUUGGAAGCUUGGAGGUGGACAUCUCACUUGCAAAGCCUCCUUCGGAGAACAAGAAAAAGGAACAGCGCAAGCGUGACCAGGAGCGCCGCAUGAUGAGAGCUCAUUACUAUGGAUAUGAUGACUACUGGGCUCCUCCGCCCGUUCGAGCCAUCGCCGGGGUGAGGGCUCCAUUAAGACGACAACACUACCCAGAGCCCUUCUAUGAUGAUUACUACAGCUAUGAGGAGUUUGACUAUUAUGCCUAUCAGCCCCUGCCUCCAGUGAGGGGUGGUCGUGGCCGAGCUGCUGCUUUGCCCCCUCGGCCUAUCAGAGGCCAUACUGGGGCCCAGCAUACCCGCGCGGCAGGAGGCCAGGCAGCAGCAGGGGCGGCCGCUAGAGGCCGAGGAUUUGGACCUGCCAAGGGGGCCUCACGCGGGGGGCGUGGGGCUAGCAGUAGCAACAGCCCGUCGGCAGGGACAUCACCAGGCACGGCCAGAGGAGGAAAACGGAAAGCAGGCACAGACUUUCAGAGCGGGAACUUAAAGAGACGGAGCAUGGAUGGUUGGGGCACUCAACCUAUAGCACAGAGGCCCCUGAACAGGUUUGCACCAGACAUGUACGGGGGCAUGGGCUAUGAUGGGAGUGAUGCAGCUUGGUAUGAAGAUUCAUAUGGGCAAAAUUGGGGUUGA